Molecule: messenger RNA, 451 nt
Organism: Cladocopium goreaui
Lineage: Eukaryota; Dinophyceae; Suessiales; Symbiodiniaceae
Source: the annotation of a GenBank genome assembly
GACUUCAACAAAAAAAAACACGUGGCAAGUGUCGAAGAUGGGUAACACUCAGCCGACCGGUUCUGGGCUUUCAGAAGAAGCGAAGGAAAUUGGCCACACAGUGGGGUCUUCCUUCAAGGAGAGCAAAAUGCGAAAAGAUGGUUGCUUCUCCUGUUCUGGCAGACCAAAAACUUUUGUGAAGAGCGUCACCAUCACGGAGCGGGCAUAUGCGGGACCAGACUAUACCAGUGGCCAGACUCUCUCCACAACAGUUGGCAUCGAGCAUGAGAAGGAUUCGCGUUUCAGCCACGUUUGGUACCGCACCCAAGCUCAGUACUUUGGCUGCUGCUGGAUCUGAUGGUUCUGCCUGUUUCACACUCCGAAACAUGGGAAACACGGCAAUUGAUCGUUCGUUUGAUCGUUUUAUCGUUCGAUUUAUCGUUCGAUGGAUCGUUUUUGAAAAGUUGUGACA